CUUUCGUAAACAAAACCACGUGACGAUCUCUCGCACGUGACUUACUUUUCAUUUGGUCAUGCCGAAAUUUUGCAAGAUUUUUAGGAUCAUUUUCGUGGUUCAUCUGUUGACAGAUGUGUCGCUGACAAUUCGAUAUGACCCGAAUUGGAACUCUCUUGAUUCCCGCCCCCUGCCGGAUUGGUAUGACGAUGCAAAACUCGGAAUCUUCAUACACUGGGGAGUUUUCUCGGUUCCAAGCUUUUCCUCGGAGUGGUUUUGGUAUGACUGGAAGCAAAGGGGACUGCCUGGCAUUAUUGACUUUAUGCAGAAGAACUACCCCCCAGAUUUCACAUACCCAGACUUUGCGCCUGAGUUUAAAGCAGAGUUUUACAGCCCAAUAGAGUGGGCUAGUCUUUUCAAACAGGCAGGAGCCAAGUAUGUUGUUCUGACUAGCAAACAUCAUGAAGGAUUCACUAACUGGCCAUCCAAAUACUCCUUUAACUGGAAUGCCAAUGACACUGGACCAAACAGAGAUCUUGUUGGGGACUUGGCAGAUGCUGUUAGGGAUUACUCUCUAAAGUUUGGACUCUAUCACUCCAUGUUUGAGUGGUUUAAUCCAUUGUACAAAAGUGAUGCAGCAAAUGGCUUCAAAACCCAGAACUUUGUCAAGUCCAAGACCAUGCCGGAGCUGUACGAGAUUGUUCAGAAAUACAAGCCAGAGGUGGUGUGGUCAGACGGGGAUGGGGACGCCCCUGCCGAGUAUUGGACAUCCCAGGAGUUCCUCGCCUGGCUCUAUAAUGACAGUCCUGUGAAGGACACAGUGGUGGUCAAUGACAGAUGGGGGAAGAACAUCUCUUGUCAUCACGGAGGAUUCUUUACCUGUGCUGACAGGUACAAUCCAGGUAAGCUUCAAACACAUAAAUGGGAAAAUGCCAUGACAAUAGAUCAUUAUUCAUGGGGAUACCGCAGAAAUGCCCCUCUGAGUAAUUACCUGACGAUUGAGGAACUGCUGAAGACAUUCAUCACCACUGUCAGCUGUGGAGGAAACAUGUUGAUGAAUGUGGGGCCAACAAGUUACGGCAGAAUAGUGCCGAUUAUGGAAGAGAGGCUGAAACAAAUGGGGGAGUGGCUGGGUGUGAAUGGGGAGGCUAUCUAUGGAACGAGACCGUGGUCCCAUCAAAAUGACACUGUCACUAAGGAUGUAUGGUACACAAAAAAGAAAUCUGCCACAGGAUACACAGUAUAUGCCAUUCUCCUACAGUGGCCAAAAGCAGGAACUCUUACCCUUGGGGCACCCCAAACAACAACAGCCACAGUAGUAUCACUGCUUGGUUAUCAAGGGAACUUCAACUGGAGCAAGGGGCCCAUAGGGGGGAUUGAAAUUAAGUUUCCCCUUAUUGGUUGGAAUAUGAUGCCAUGUAAAUGGGCCUGGGUAUUAAAGCUAGAUGGAAUAAGCAAUUGACUCAUCUAAGUGAUGAUUGAUGACAGCCAGGGUGGUUUUUAUCCUUGCUGGUAUUUUUUUAUUGCUUUUUUCAAUUUAUUUUACAUUUAAAUACUAUAAGCUGUCCCAAGAUAUCCUCAAUUCAUGUUUUGCUUAAUUACUUGAUAUUUGUAAAUGCCUCAAGGUGCAAAAAGAUGUUCAAUCAAAAGUAUGAAAAAUUUCUGAGAUUUCUCCUUUGAAACGCUCUCUCUAGCUUAACAGGUUUCAAUACAUAGCUAAAAAAUAUAUGUCUACAGGGAUUUUGUAUUGCAACAGAUCGGAUGAUAAUCUUGAAAAAUUGUGCUAGGUAUUCCAAGGAUUCUGAAUUAAGAGAAGAUGUUAACAUUCCCCAUUAUAAACCUCCACACGAAAUCAGUUUUUGUUCCUGCCAAUUUUUUUCGAGAGAAAAAUGAUAAUGUUCCCUUCUCAUCUAUUUCACUUGCACUUCUUUCACAAGUAUGUGUAUUUUUUAUUCAGAAUCCUCCAAAUGUGCUGCAUAAAUAUCUUGGGACAAACUAUAGUACAAUUAUUCUUGUUUAUUAGAAUUAAGAGAUACGAUAUACAUUGUAAAUGCAAUAAAUAAGAGUUGCAAAGAAUUCUUAUAUUUUGUGAUAAACAGCCAUUUUUAUAGAGAUAGAUUUUUGUACAAGUUUUUAAUACUUUCUUGAAAAUAGCACUAGGCCUUUAUAAGGUUAGAGUUGAAGUGAAAACCAUUCCAUAUUAUGCAUUUAUUUUAUUACGGGGUAUGUACAUGUAAGCAUGUUUGUGAUUUGUGCUGUUGGUUUUCUAUUUUUUGAAAGAUUUGUCUCUUUUGUCUCAUUUUACUCAGUGAACCUAGAUUGAAUGUUAUUUAGUGUUUUUUGUGUGCAUGUACAGUGUGUGACACAUUCAAUUAUUACAUUCCAUGUUUUUCAAGAUUUUUUAUAUGCAAAAAUGACACAAACCUAAUGUUGAAAUUGAACAAAAUAAACAUAAUGUGUAUACUUGUACAUCAUUAUGCAAUGUAAUUUUUUUUUAAGGCCCCAAAAUAUUAGGUCUCGAUCUCUGUAUUGCGUAAUGUGUAUUGCAUUUGACUGUAAUAACUGUCAGAUGACUUGAAAUCCAUCAAGUGUUGUUUGUAAAUGCUCAACUUUUUUUCUUAUACCACAUAGUAGAUAUUUUUUUUACAUAGACAUAUUAUAUGAAUGUCAUUUACGUGUAAGUAAAAUAUUUAAUUCUUGCAAUAGUUGAUUUCCUUUUCAGCAUAUCAGUUAUAAAUAUCUCAUAUAUAAAGCUGAUAUAUAUGCAAUAGUUAUCCAUACUCUACUUUUCUGUCACUGCUUUGACUAAUAAAGAAAAGAAACAAGUA
Messenger RNA from Magallana angulata, 2807 nucleotides. Its product is annotated as alpha-L-fucosidase-like. Gene Ontology annotation, cellular component: lysosome. The record is from RefSeq and is a predicted model, not a curated record. Gene Ontology annotation, biological process: glycoside catabolic process; fucose metabolic process. Gene Ontology annotation, molecular function: alpha-L-fucosidase activity. The transcript has 7 exons. The coding region runs from base 59 to 1441 and encodes 460 amino acids. NCBI's taxonomy places the organism in Eukaryota, Metazoa, Mollusca, Bivalvia, Ostreida, Ostreidae.